This is a messenger RNA of Clonostachys rhizophaga, 1074 nucleotides long. Lineage: Eukaryota; Fungi; Ascomycota; Sordariomycetes; Hypocreales; Bionectriaceae. The record is from the annotation of a GenBank genome assembly.
AUGACUUCCUCAGGUCUUCCGCUGAGCGUUGCUGCUUCGCUGCAAAACACCAAGGCCGAGUACCGCCGGCUCGGGAACUCUGGUCUCCACGUUUCGGUUCCAAUCAUGGGCUGCAUGUCCAUUGGAAACCGUGAAUGGGCCGAUUGGGUCAUAGAUGCCGAAAAAGCUCUGCCAUUGCUCAAGGCCGCUUACGACAGGGGACUAAAUACUUGGGAUACGGCGAACGUAUAUUCCAAUGGCGAUAGUGAGCGGAUCAUUGGGCAAGCUAUCAAAGAGUACGAAAUUCCUCGUCAGAAAUUGGUCCUCAUGACAAAAGCUUGGGGUGUUACAGGAGAGAAACAGUUUGCAGCGUACCCGAUCAUGGAUGAGCUGAGAAAGAGUAAAGACUAUGUUAAUCAGUUUGGGCUUUCGCGAAUCUCUCUCAUCAAUGCUGUAGAGGGUGCCCUUGCACGUCUCGGAACAACAUACAUUGAUCUGUUUUGGAUUCACCGCUUUGAUACUUAUACACCCAUUGAAGAAACCAUGCAGACACUGCAUAAUUUUGUCGUGGCUGGCAAGAUCCGCUACAUUGGCGCGUCGAGUAUGUGGACAUAUCAGUUCGCUAUGAUGCAGUUUUGCGCCGAGAAGCACGGAUGGACCAAGUUCAUUGCCAUGCAAAACCACUACAGCCUUCUAUAUCGAGAGGAGGAAAGAGAAAUGCACAGGUUCUGUGCUGCAACGGGUGUGGCACUAUGUCCUUGGGGUCCACUAGCUCAAGGAAAUCUCGCCCGCCCUGUCUCUGUUCGGGGAAGCACGCUUCGCUCAGCUAAUGGUGGCGGGGACCCUUCGGCUACUCGUAAGGAGUCUCUCGCUAUAAUCGAGCGGGUGCAAAAAUUGGCUGAACAGAAAGGGUGGACGAUGAGUCAAGUGGCACUAGCAUGGACUCUGAGGAGAGUCUGCAGUCCUAUCAUCGGUUUCAGCACGGUGGAUCGAAUUGACGAUGCGUUGAGUGCUCGAGGGAAAGAAUUAAGCCCCGAUGAAGAGAAAUUCUUGGAAGAGCCAUACACUCCAUUGGAAAUCGAAGGACACUACUAA